AUGUCCGCUACUCAACUCGUCCGAAGGAGUUUUGCUCGCAAGAGGCUACCUCGUCCGCAACGGCGACAAUACGCCACGGAAACGGCGAUACCAGUGAAGCCGUCAUGCUAUGGUCAACCGUUAUGCCAAAGCCACCCACAUCUCGUCAAGCCCAAUGAAUUGACACCAGGUAUACCUGCGGAAGAAUACGAAACGAGGCGGAGGAAGCUAAUGGAUAAUUUGCCCGAUGACAGCCUCGUCGUCUCCGUGGCUGCUCCGAUAAAAUACAUGAGUGCUAAUAUAUUUUACAAGUAUCGUCAAGCCUCGGAUUUCUGGUACCUCACUGGUUUUGAAGAACCAGAAUCGGCGAUCGUGUUAGAAAAGAACUCUUCUUCACCGAAAGGCUAUCGCAUGCACCUAUUCUGCGGCGGCAAAGACACCGACAAAGAAAAAUGGGACGGAGCUAGGACAACAUUCCGUGAUGCCGCGAAGAUAUUCAACGCUGACGAAGCCACCUCCGUUGACGAAUUCCCAACCUACCUCAAAUCCAUCAUCCACCAAUACACUAACGUCUACGUUGACCUCCCUCCGAGCGUGCUACGCAAGAGGGGAGGCCCAAAGUACGCGUCGAAAGGGCUUCUGCGAUUCCUGGCGUCUCCGAUUAGUGGACGAACGGAUCACGAAGCGGUGAUCGAUGCGCUUGCGAGCUCUCGCCGAAAGCCUUUGGCGUCAGAGGUAGGUAAAUUGAGGAACAUAAAAUCUCCAGCGGAGCAGCAGAUUAUGCGGGCUGCCGCCGAUAUUAGUGGUCGUGCUCAUGCCAAGACGAUGCGCUUUACGCGACCUGGCCUCUCUGAAUCUGCUCUUGCAGCCCACUUCGAGUAUUUGUGCAGUCUUUCGGGUGCACAACGACUCGCCUAUGUUCCUGUUGUUGCAUCAGGACCCAAUGCCCUUAUCAUUCACUACACAUCGAACAACCACUUAAUAAGAGCAGGAGAAAUGCUUCUUGUCGAUGCAGGCUGUGAAUAUAACGGUUAUGCUGCUGAUAUAACGAGGUCAUACCCUGUCUCGGGCUCGUUUUCAGGCCCACAGCGGGAUCUAUACUCUGCUGUUCUAUCGGCUCAAAAGACACUGAUCUCCCUGUGCACUGAGUCUUCUCGGCUGAGCCUUAUGGAUCUUCAUCGAAAGUCGUGUGACCUCCUACGCACCGAGCUCAAACAAAUCGGAUUCACCCUCUCCAGUGGGGACCUCGAACGCAUACUCUACCCUCAUCUACUCAGUCACCCUAUCGGAAUAGAUUUACACGAGUCAACCCACUUUGACCGUAAUGCGCCACUCAAGGCGGGCAUGGUACUUACUAUUGAGCCCGGCAUUUACGUUCCUCCGUCUCCCAUGUUUCCCAGUCAUUUCCAUGAUAUAGGGAUUCGGAUUGAGGAUGAAGUGCUUGUCGGCCCAGAGCACCCAGUCGUAUUAUCCGUCAAUGCCCCGAAGGAGGUUGCUGAUGUUGAAGGUGCAUGUCAGGGACUACUUGGCCUAGAACCAUAUUAG
Molecule: messenger RNA, 1524 nt
Organism: Pleurotus ostreatus (oyster mushroom)
Lineage: Eukaryota; Fungi; Basidiomycota; Agaricomycetes; Agaricales; Pleurotaceae
Exons: 15
Coding region: 1-1524 (507 amino acids)
Cellular component (GO): mitochondrion
Molecular function (GO): metalloaminopeptidase activity; manganese ion binding
Source: RefSeq, a predicted model, not a curated record